Messenger RNA from Diceros bicornis minor, 8267 nucleotides. RefSeq names its product RNA binding motif protein 19 (gene RBM19). NCBI's taxonomy places the organism in Eukaryota, Metazoa, Chordata, Mammalia, Perissodactyla, Rhinocerotidae. The record is from RefSeq and is a predicted model, not a curated record. The transcript is spliced from 25 exons. Gene Ontology annotation, molecular function: RNA binding. Bases 98 to 2986 code for a protein of 962 amino acids.
CGCCAAAGAUGGCGGCGCCCAGAGCGGUCGCGUGAAAGUUGGUGGUGGAAGAGGCUGUCCAAUUGUGCGGGCAUCAAAAGAGCGGGGACCGUGCGCCAUGUCGCGACUCAUCGUGAAGAACCUCCCGAAUGGGAUGAAGGAGGAGCGUUUCAGGCAGCUGUUCUCCGCCUUCGGCACGCUGACGGACUGCAGCCUGAAGUUCACCAAGGAUGGCAAGUUCCGCAAGUUUGGCUUCAUCGGCUUCAAGUCCGAGGAAGAGGCCCAGACGGCACUGAACCAUUUCAACAAGAGUUUUAUCGACACAUCACGGAUCACAGUGGAGUUCUGCAAGUCAUUUGGGGACCCAGCAAAGCCCCGAGCCUGGAGCAGACAUGCACAGAAACCAGGCCAGUCCAAGCAGCCUUCAAAAGACAAAGGCUCCGUCCCCCCAGAAGCUAAGAAAGAUCACAAGAAGAAAAAGGUAGCAGGUGAACUGGAGAAGCUGAGGGAAGACACCGAGUUCCAGGAGUUCCUGUCGGUUCACCAGAAGCGCACGCAGACAGCCACUUGGGCCAACGAUGCCAUCGACACGGAGCCCUUGAAAGGGAAAAGCAAGCCAGCCAGUGACUACCUGAACUUCGACUCCGAUGAGGGGCAGGAGAGUGAGGAGGAGGGAGCCGGGGAGGACCCGGAAGACGAGGACGACGGCCUUGAACCGAAGGCAGCUGUGCAGAAGGAGCUGUCGGACAUGGAUUACCUCAAGUCCAAGAUGGUGGAGGCCGAGUCGUCGUCCUCGGAGGAGGAGGAGAGUGAAGGUGAAGCCGUGAGCUGUGAUGAAGGCAGCGAGGCCGAGCAAGAGGAUUCCUGCGCCGCCCACGCCCAGCAGGAUGGAGAGAGAACGGGGGCCGGCCAAGAGCGAGGGACCCCACCUGGGAACAGGAAACCACAGGAGGCCAGAGCCGAGACAGAGAAACCAGCAAACCAGAAGGAACCCACCACCCCCUACACUGUGAAGCUGCGGGGAGCCCCGUUCAGCGUCACAGAGAAAAACGUUGUGGAAUUCCUGGCCCCCCUGAAGCCAGUGGCCAUUCGAAUAGUGAGAAAUGCUCACGGGAACAAGACAGGGUACGUCUUUGUGGAUUUCAGCAGCGAGGCGGAAGUGAAGAAAGCCCUGAAAUGCAACAGAGAAUACAUGGGUGGACGCUACAUCGAGGUGUUCAGGGAAAAGAACGUCCCCACGGCCAAGGAGCCCCUGAGGAAUAGCGCCAAGCCCUGGCAAGGCCGCACGCUCGGGGAGAACGAAGAGGAGGAGGGCCUGGCUGACUCCGGGAGGCUCUUCGUGCGAAACCUGCCCUACACCAGCUCCGAGGAGGACCUGGAGAAGCUCUUCUCCAUAUACGGUCCCCUGUCUGAGCUCCAUUACCCCAUCGAUGGCCUGACCAAGAAACCCAAGGGCUUCGCCUUCGUCACCUUCAUGUUCCCCGAGCACGCCGUGAAGGCCUACGCGGAGGUGGAUGGGCAGGUGUUCCAGGGCAGGAUGCUCCACCUGUUACCAUCUACCAUCAAGAAGGAAGCCAGCGAGGAGGCCAACGCCCCGGGAUCGUCGUCUUACAAGAAGAAGAAAGAGUCUAAAGACAAAGCCAGCAGCUCCAGCUCUCACAACUGGAACACGCUGUUCAUGGGCCCCAACGCAGUGGCCGACGCCAUCGCACAGAAGUACAGCGCCACCAAGAGCCAAGUGUUUGACCACGAGACCAAGGGCAGCGUGGCCGUGUGCGUGGCCCUGGGGGAGACCCAGCUCGUCCAAGAAGUGCGAUGCUUCCUCAUCGACAACGGAGUCAGUCUGGAUUCCUUCAGCCAGGCCGCAGCGGAGCGAAGCAAGACCGUGAUCCUGGUGAAGAACCUCCCAGCGGGCACCCUGGCGGCCGAGCUGCAGGAGACCUUCGGCCGAUUCGGCAGCCUGGGCCGCGUGCUGCUGCCCGAGGGCGGCAUCACCGCCAUCGUGGAGUUCCUGGAGCCGCUGGAGGCCCGCCAGGCCUUCAGACAUCUGGCCUAUUCCAAGUUUCACCACGUCCCCCUGUAUCUGGAGUGGGCUCCAGUGGGCGUCUUCUCCAGCUCAGCCCCGCAGAAGAAAGAACCCCAAGACGCACCAGCGGAUCCCGCGGAAAAGGACAGGAUGGAGCCAGAGACGGUGCCAGACAGCGAGACCCCCGAAGGUGUGAAGCCAACAGAGGGAGGAGCUGAUGGCUCUUCAGCCAAGGUGGGAGAAGAGGAGGAGGAAGAGGAGGAGGAGGAAGAGAGCCUUCCUGGGUGUACUCUGUUUAUUAAAAAUCUCAACUUCGACACCACUGAGGAGACGCUGAAGGCAGUGUUUUCCAAAGUGGGAAUGGUGAAGAGCUGCUCUAUUUCCAAGAAGAAGAACAAAGCAGGCGCACUGCUCUCCAUGGGCUUUGGGUUCGUGGAAUACAGGAAGCCAGAACAGGCCCAGAAAGCGCUCAGGCAGCUCCAGGGUCAUGUUGUGGACGGCCACAAGCUGGAAGUGAGGAUCUCGGAACGAGCCACGAAGCCAGCCCUGACCUCCGCCCGGAAGAAACAAGUUCCCAGGAAGCAGACAACCUCCAAGAUUCUGGUGCGGAACAUCCCCUUCCAGGCUGACAGCCGGGAGAUCCGAGAGCUCUUCAGCACCUUCGGGGAGCUCAAGACCGUCCGCCUGCCAAAGAAGAUGACCGGGACAGGCUCGCACAGAGGGUUCGGCUUUGUCGACUUCCUCACUAAGCAGGACGCGAAGAGAGCCUUCAACGCCCUGUGUCACAGCACCCACUUGUACGGCCGGAGGCUGGUCCUGGAGUGGGCCGACUCGGAGGUGAGCCUGCAGGCCCUGCGGCGGAAGACGGCAGAGCACUUCCAUGAGCCCCCGAAGAAAAAGCGGUCUGCGGUGUUGGACGAGAUCCUGGAGCAGCUGGAGGACGGCGAGGACGGCGGCGAGGAGCAGGCCCUUCAGCUGUGAGCUGGCGCCCAGCGGGCUGCUGAGCUGGAGUUCACACCUACAUCUGACUGAGGACUGCUCACAGCUGGGGCCUUGGCCUCUCUGCUGCCCCAUCCUCGUCACUUGGGACUGAGCCCUGGUCUAGUCACCAGGGCAUCCUCCUCCGUCCCCGCCGGCCACAGGGCUGCUCAUGACACCCUGAGCUCUGAGCCCAGACAUGCGUUGAGCUCAGCUGUGUCGCUAAUGGCGGACGCGCUCUGCUCACAGGCUGGGGGCCCUAUGAAAUGCAUCGAGGUCCCCAGCCCUGGCAAACGAUGUCCCAAGGCUUCUCCCAGUCUUGGGGCACCCGCGUGCGCGCACCUCCUCCAGCCUGGAGAUGAGUCUCCCCCAUGGGGAGGGCCUGUGCCCAGCAGACGCCAGGAGGCAGGAUGGUGGAGAGGAAGGAGCUACAGCCGUCUGCCCUGGAUCUGAACCCUGGCCUAGCCUUCCCAGCUGUGUCCUUGGACCAGUGAGGUUCCCUCUGACCCUCAGCUUCUCUUUCUGUAAGAUGGGGGUGAGGUUGUGCCUCCUCAGAGACAGUGCUUGGACUAAGUCAGCCAAUCCAAGUAAAGCCCAGAGGAAACGCCAUCGGCCCUGUGGUUUCCUCCAGCAUUUGGGAGGCUGGGCGGGGCUCCAGGUGCAAAUCCAGGAAGCUUUGACUAUGUGAGUAAGGCUUGGUCUGUGUCUGUGCCGGGGGUUUCUGGAAGGCGGUUCCAGUCUCCGUCCAGUUUUCGGAGUGCCCUGGACCCCAAGCAAGGCUCCUCGGCUCUGGCAGCCCUGAGAGGCUAAGUGAACCCCCAGUUCCUGUGGGGCGUUGCAUCCUAGUCCCUCCUGGCUCGUCCCUGAGAAGUAACAGAGGGGUGACCCACGGCCUCAGGUGACUGCAGCCUCUGGGCAGGGGCUGGAUGGUGGGGUCAACGUUAAACCUCACCCAGGCCAGACCCUCCGGUGACCAGGCUCCCACGUUGCCAUGGGUCUCAGGCAUAACAGUGCUGGGUCCACCCCGUUCCUCUCCACUGCUCAUCCUGUUUAGGGGCACGUGGGUCCUUCUGCAUGAACACACAGUUCGUGCUCACAUUUCUACACCACUGGAGCUGGGGGAUGGUCCCUGGUCACCAAAUACAGGAUCGUCAGACCCAUGGGCCUGGCACAGAAAGAGGCAUCGUUGGCACCAACUUCCCUGACCAGAUGACAGUACCAGAACAUGCCCAGAGCAGGAUUCGCCACCUCCUGGUGUCGGCGUGCCGAGCUCGGGCUCUGCAUUCAGACCAGCCUGGGUUCCAGAUAGUGGUCCACCACGCAGCAGCCUCCUGAGCCUGGGCCAGGGGCCUAACCUUCUGAAUCCUCAGUCUCCUGUCUUUAAAAUGGGCAGAUGCUAAUAGUGUGUCCAUCAUCCCAGGGCGUUGUGAGGCCCGGAGAGCUUCGGGCGCCUGCAGGACGUGGAUCUGACCCCAGAGACUGUGGUCUUUACCCUUCGUGCUCUCCUGCCUUCUCAGAGGAGGCUCAGCAACAGCAGGGGUGACGGAGUUGAUGGCCUGCCCAUCAAGCUGAUGGCUGAGGAGGGUGCUACCAGCCCCUCCUGGGGACCAGGCCUGGGGACAAAGGAAGCCGGGAGACCACGUCCCCUUCCCUUCUUCCUGCCCCCGCCUGGCCUCUGUGCCCCCACCCCGGGGGCUCCCUGUCUAGACACGGGGGAGGGGGGGCCAUAAGCAAAUAGGAGUAGUCGAUUCGACUCCCGUAGAGAUCUCGGGGUGCCCCAUCACCCCACCUUCAUGCCACACCUGGCUUUUGUGGACGCCCACUGUAGACGCCACCCUCGUCUCCUCCCUCCCUCCUCCCCCAGGAGCACUGCCUUCUGCACACACUGCCUUCUGCACACGCAGCCGGAGGGAUCCAGCUGAGUCCAUGAACUGGAUCCUGACAGUCGUGGUUUAAAUCCUCAGGGCCCUCCACACACACAAUCAAGUCCACUUCUCACCCAACAGGGAGGCCUGCCUCGUCUGACCCUGCCCCCCACCCCUCACUUACACACUCGGGCCUCUCCAGCUCCCUCCGACCUCAGGGCCUUUGCACUUGCCCUUGCCUCUGCCUGGGGCACUCUUCCCCACAUGUUUCCUGACUGUCUCCUUUUUUAUUCCCCUUUGAGAUCUGAGUUUAAAUUCCCCUCCUCAGAGGGACAGUCCCUGACCCGGUCAUCGGAAAUAGCCAGACUCAGCUCCCCUCGCACGCCCAGACCCGCCCCACGGCCCUGUCUCAGACAUCCCUGCCCCUUCCCCUUUGAAAAUAACAGCUGCUUUAGACAGUCAGGAGCUACUGAAGCUGUCGUAGUUUUUAUUACUGUCGUCAUCAUCGUCACCAUCGUUAUUCUGGAAGGAAGUAAAGCGUAGGGAGGUCAUAACCAGGUAAAGCUAGGGAGAGUACUAGCCUGGCCUGGAGCAGAGGCCCCAUCUGUCCCCUUUCAGGGCGGGGCCGCCGCAUCUAGGAGAAAUCCGUCCACCCGGUGUUCGGGGUGAAUUGGGGGGGCUCCGGCCUUGAGCUGGGGCCGCAGGGAGACGGGUAGUCACUGUCGGCCCCACGGGGUGGGGUGGGGGCUUCGGUGGAGUCUGAAGUGAUGUCGGGACAUCAGCGGUCCAAACCACCAGAAGAUCUAGGAGAGCAAUUCCAGAAUAAACUACGGAGGUGGUGGCUGAGGCAGGAGAGCCGCCCGGGGUCCGCGUGUGGACUGGCUGGGGCAGGAUGCAGGCUCCUCCGUUCCUCAGGGCCUGUGGCCCCCAGAUGGCCGGGAGACAGCUGGGAAGGGAACGUGAUGGCAGGUGGACUAGAGCAGGUGCCCGGGACGGGAGAGGUGAUGCGGAGAGGCCCGGGGACCACAGGGGGUCAGCGGGACCCUGCCCCUGGACGAGGCCUGGGGGCCCGGGGUGUUCAGGAGUGGGGCUCGGGUGGCGGGGGAGACCGGGCCAGGCUGUUGCAGAGUCGGGGCUGGACCCCGCUGUGUGCCCGCCUACCUUGACCCCCACGGGUCGACUUUUCCAGGCUCCCCUGCCGACAGGCUUCCAGUUGCAGAGGUGGGCACCAGCGGGCGCCUGGGUGCUGGUGGAGGAGAGGUGCCCGGGCCUUCCCCUCCUCCCUCUGUCCUGGGCGAGGCUCCAGCCCUGGGCCCUGCUAACACCACCGCCUCCCUGAGGGCCUCCUCCUCGGGGGUGUGGUCCCCCACGGGCCUCCGGCUCUCAGGUCUUCCAGCUCCCUUGUAACUAGUUCUCCUCCUGAAGUCGCUCUGUGGAAGUGCGGGACAGGCACGGCGAGGAUACGGGGCAUCUUCCGGGGAUGGCAGGAAGGAGGCGGUGCUGGCCGGGUGCAGGGGCUGAGAAGCAGAGCUGGGAGGGCGAGAGUUUGGCCAUUUGUGCGCAUGGGGCUCCAGAAGGCCGAGCAGAUGGGGACCCAGGAACUGCAGAAGCUUGGUGGUCGGGGGGGUGAGCCGAGGGCGUGAGGCCCCCGCAGAGCCCUGAAGGGUAGGACGGAGUGUUCCGAAUGUGGGGCCCGGCCUGAGGAGGAGAGGCAGCCAAGGCCCCUGGGCCAGGUGAGGAGAGUGCUGUGCAGACCCCCGUGGACGGGUGAGGAGGACGUGCAGUCAGCCUGCAGGAGGGGACACGGUCAGACAGGAGGGGCAGAGCUGAGUGACAGUGAGGGCGCCGCAGGGGGAAGGCAGAACGCACAGGCCCGAUUGCACCCACAGGCAGCGCCCACCGCCUCUGUGACCUCCCACAAGGGUCUCAGCAUCUCUGCCUUGAUUUCCAUCUUUAAAAUGGGCAGGAGACUUCCUGCCUCAUAGGGUUUUUGUGAAGAUUAACUAGAAGGUCAUGGAUGGAAAGCACUUGGCAGGCUGUUUCAUGCCUAGCAACGCUGAAUAUAGAUGGUAGUCAUCUUCAUUGUUAUUACUAUUAUGUAACAAAGAAGAAAGCUUAUGGGGCUAAACCCAGCGAAUGCCCAAGGAAGUCAGACCCCCACGUGUGUGUUCCAGGCCUGCUGGAGGCACGGGCAAGACUGGGAGUCACCAGGAGGUGGGUCUGGCAGAAAGGAGUCCCUGUAUCCAGGAAGGUGGCCUGGGGGGGCCUGCCCAGAGCAGGCACUUCGUUUACCCAGUUAUUGUUGCACAAAGCCAGGCCCAGGAUCAGUGGUGGCCGAGGUGCAGUUGGGAAACAGGCGAGCCCCUUCUGCUGGAGCGAUGCCCUGGCGUUGCUGUUUGUUCCUAGUCCUUGCCAUCCUGGGGCUCACCUGUGGGCAGGGACGCCAUUGCCACCGUAGAAUUUUUUCUGAGAGCCAGACUCGGGCCCCUGGGUCAGCGCUUCUCGGUCAGUCCACAGACUUGAGCAGUUUAGAGAAAGGCCCUCGCCGUGGGGUGAUCCCUGGGUGUGCAGUGGAGGCCCGGGCCAGGCCUGGAGGGCUGCCUCCCUCUGGGAAACGAGCUGGCAUCCUCCGGCCGGUUUGCACGCUGGGCAGGGGCUGGCGUGGAGGAUCGUGAGACCAGGGGAGCCCAGGUUCCAGCGGAAGCGUCUCAACUCUGGGAGGGCACGAGGCAGCUUGUGGCUUCUCAGAAAGGGGAGGAGGAGGGGGCACAGGCCAGAGGCAGAGGCUGGCAGACCGAGUCCUCAAGCCAGCCGCUCAUCCUCACCCCCUUCAUUCAUUCAUCAAACACUCAGAAGGCGCCCUGUGUGCAAGGCGCUGUGCUGGGCACCAGGGACCUCAGGACGGACACACUGUGUCCACACGAGGGUCUGUCGCCAGCCUUGGAGACCCUCGCCCCAGGCGGAAGACAAUUUCCAGCGGCCUCUGCCCGCCUGUCUUCCCCCUUUUGCUGCCUCCUCCGGCUUUUUUGUCUUGCGGCCGGCCGGCCUCGCACGCCCGUCUGUGCUGCGCGGCGUCUAGGAAGGGAUUAGCACGAGCCGGGCAGGCAGGCUCUGGUGAACAGAGCUGAGUUUGGUUUCAACAUCUAAUUCAAUUUGUUCUGCUGAGAUUGAAAUAUGAAAUGGUUGCCAGUCAAACGUUCAAAGGACUGAACGGCGCAGGGAGAGUGAGCGCCUGCUGAAAUUCAAAUUUUAAUGAAAAUGACUUUAACCCUUUGGUGCCCCUCGCAGAAAUGGAACACGUUCUCCCGUCCUGUGAAAAAACCUCUUGGGGUCUUUCUUCCCCAGCGUCUCUUUUGCUGAGCUUCACUAAUAAUGUCUCAUAAUUUUUUUUCUGCAGUAUGAAUAAAAAAUUAAUGGAA